Ziziphus jujuba (common jujube) is the source of this 2183-nucleotide messenger RNA. RefSeq lists its product as uncharacterized. Gene Ontology annotation, molecular function: protein binding. The record is from RefSeq and is a predicted model, not a curated record. Bases 136 to 1821 code for a protein of 561 amino acids. The transcript has a single exon. Lineage: Eukaryota; Viridiplantae; Streptophyta; Magnoliopsida; Rosales; Rhamnaceae.
UUUUUGGCAAUUUCAUCUCUUUCCUCGUGAGUGUUGACUAUUCUUCGAAAUAUAGUCUUCUGUCGGUCUCUCUCUCUCUCUCUCUCUCUCUCUCUCGCUAUAUGUAUAUAUAUAAAUAUAUAUGUUGUGUACACCAUGUCCAACUAUUCUCAACUAGCUUUCCUGGCUAGAAAGAUGGGUUCCAUCUCAUUCUGUGCUUCAAUCUUAUUCUCAUCAAUCUUCCUUAAUUUAUCUUUGCAACAUUAUUAUUAUUAUGUGGGAGCUGCUUCUGAUCAAGUGAUCAGAACUAAUAGGGAGGCUUUGGAGAUCAUCAUUGGUGGUGGCUCUGAUCCUCCUCCUUCUCCUGAACCCGUUUGUCCACCGCCUCCAUCUCCGCCUCCUCCUCCAUCUCCACCUCCGACACCAUCUCCGCCUCCUCCUCCAUCUCCACCUCCGCCACCAUCUCCGCCUCCUCCUCCAUCUCCACCUCCGCCACCAUCUCCGCCUCCACCUUCACAGCCGCCACCUCCACCACCAUCUCCGCCUCCACGUUCACCGCCACCACCUCCACCACCAUCUCCGCUUCCACGUUCACCGCCGCCACCUCCACCACCAUCUCCGCGUCCGCGUUCACCGCCACCAUCUCCACCACCAUCUCCGCGUCCGCGUUCACCGCCACCAUCUCCACAACCUUUACAAUUUGAAAGCGCCAGAAUUAGAUUAGCCUACUAUGUAAUUCAAAAAUUCAAAAACAAAGUCGUGAAGGAUCCCAAAGGCGUUACCAAGACAUGGAAUUCAACACAUGUGUGCAACUACACGGGCUUCGUCUGCGCGAUGCAUCCUACAUACAAGGUGAAAGCGGUUGCCGGGGUCGACUUCAAUGGCUAUGGACUGGGCGGUCCUAAGCUUAUCCUCGAUGAGUUUAUCAAUGGUCUGGAAGACAUUACCAUUUUCCAUGCCAACUCUAACAAUUUCAUUGGUACAGUCCCAUCGAUAACAACCGGCAAACUCAACUACUUGUACGAGCUCGACCUCAGCAACAACAAGCUAACCGGUGAUUUCCCAUUAGAAGUCCUCCGUGCCAGAAACCUCACGUUCUUGGACAUUCGUUUCAACAGAUUUUGCGGGAAAGUUCCACCGCAAGUGUUCAACCUCGACGUCGACGUGCUCUUCAUCAACAACAACAAUCUAGAGCAGCCACUCCCCGAUAAUCUCGGCUCCACACCAGCUCUGUACCUCACUUUCGCCAACAACAAGUUCACCGGUCAAAUCCCCAAAAGCAUUCGCCGAGCUUCGGAGACUCUCAUAGAGGUUCUCUUCCUCAAGAAUCAGCUCUCUGGCUGUCUGCCAAUGGAGAUUGGAUACUUAAAGAAAGCAACUCUCUUUGAUGCGAGCUAUAACCAAUUAACCGGUCCAAUACCUCGCUCUUUUGAAUGCCUGGCAAAGAUGGAGCUUCUCAACUUCAACAACAACCAGUUGUUCGGAGCGAUUCCCGAGGAGGUCUGUAAGCUCCCUAAUUUGGACAGACUGUCGUUGGCUAACAACUACUUCACUCAGGUUGGUCCGGCGUGCCGGAAAUUGAUCGAGAAGAAGAGAUUGGAUGUGAGGUCGAACUGCAUUUUUGAUCUUCCUAACCAGAAAUCGAAGGCUGAAUGUGCUCAUUUCUUUUCCAAGCCUAACCUCUGUGCCAACCAUCACACCUUGACUUACAUUCCUUGUCGUCGCCAAUGGGUUUCCACAUCGGAGUCCAACCAGUCUGAGACUGAGAUGCAAGCACUUCGUCCCGCUGCUUCAGCUGCACCGCCAGUAUCAUAUGGAGCUCUUUCCCCACAUGGGUUAUGAUUUUAAUGCAGUACUGUGAAGACCCAUUUUCAAAAUUGAGUUUUGUUGUUUGUCAUUGCUGUCUGGUUUAUUUUUCCCACCGUUCUCAACCCUAUGCAGUGGUCUUCUUUAUUUGCUGUAUAGUGCUGUAUCUGUUAAGUGAAUGUAGAAAAAGCCGUCUAUGGGUAAAGCCGAAACUAUAAAUUUACUUCUUUCUGAUGGACAACAAUUCUCUUUUGAAAAUUGUGGGUAGAGAUGGAUCUCUGUGCAUGUGUAUGCACGUCUAUGAAGUGUCAAUAUUUCACUAUUUUCUUAAGCAUUGUAGCCUAGCUUAGUGAUCUAAGCAUAUUAAAUUAUAGAAUAAAGAUAAUUUUAUUAGCAUA